Oncorhynchus mykiss (rainbow trout) is the source of this 601-nucleotide messenger RNA. NCBI's taxonomy places the organism in Eukaryota, Metazoa, Chordata, Actinopteri, Salmoniformes, Salmonidae. The record is from RefSeq and is a predicted model, not a curated record.
AGCAGUCGAUAAGCAAAUGUUAAAUAAUGUUCUUCUGUAUCUGGACCUAUACUUUUCUCCCUACAGAUCCUAUAUUCAUAUCAGUAAUAUCUCCUUCUCCAGGUGAUUUCCCCAUCCAUGAACUAUGCCAAAGUUUCAGGGGCAGCAUUCGACACAGUGCAGGCCGACACCCAGAUAGUACCAGCCACGGUGGCAGAGGUGAUCAUGACUCUGUUCCUGACGAUGGUGGUGUGUAUGGGGGCCGUGAAUGGACGCACGCGCAGCCUGUUGGCCCCUCUCUGCAUCGGGCUGACCGUGACCGCAGACAUCCUGGCUGGGGGAGCAGUGUCUGGGGCAUGUAUGAACCCAGCUCGUGCCUUUGGCCCGGCCGUGGUGGCCGACUACUGGAGCUAUCACUGGAUCUACUGGGUGGGACCCAUGUCUGGAGCCCUGCUAACCGCCAGCUUCAUACGACUACUGCUUGGGGAUGAGAAAACCAGAGUUAUCUUGAUGUGAUACAGAUGUAGGUUUCCAGUUCAAGUCCAUAAAAAAGUCAAUUUCCAAAAUCCACAUAAAUUCUAACAGUAUUUUUGUGUUACUAUUUCCAUGUCUCUUAGUUUAA